AUGGAAAGCUGUUAUAAGUUAUACACAUGGAUUAACCACACGUUGCUAAUGCUAUUGGUGCAAAUGUUCUGGAAAAUCAGCCAAAUAUCGGAUUAUUUUAAACAGAAGUCCGUUGAAGACUACAAUUCACAAGGGACGUUCAUGUUUAAGCUAACAAAGGAAUCGAAAUUACGGAGACAUAUCAGAUCUAUGUCUGAUGUACAAAGCAGUACGCCUUACAGGAUACCGUUCAGAUCAAGAAAAGGACUCACACACACACUCACGUACGAUUCCGAUACACACACAAAGAUGAACUCCCGAAGAUAUCAAGAAUCAUCAGAUUCCAGCGACGGCUGUGAUUCAAAAACUUACAUACAAAGAAACAUUCUCAAACACACUGAAAGAAUACUAUAA
Molecule: messenger RNA, 393 nt
Organism: Danaus chrysippus (African queen)
Lineage: Eukaryota; Metazoa; Arthropoda; Insecta; Lepidoptera; Nymphalidae
Source: the annotation of a GenBank genome assembly